AAGUGGCUCCUUUGUGACAGCUUUCGCCAGAUUGGGGGGCUGCUCAUUUGCAUCUCAUUAGCCAUGCGGGCGGCCAGCGGCAUAUAAGGGCGGCAGGCCUCUGCGAGAGCCAGAUCCUCGGCGCGCACUCGCGGACAGGGCCGCCAGGCGAACGCCGGAGGGACGCGCAGCCGUGGCGCAGCGCCGCCUCCCGCGGCCCGGGCCCGCGGAUCCCGCGCGCGUUUACUUGGAUGGCCUUGGCGGGGUUCCGCGCAGAGACGCGGCCCCGGGCGGCGGCGCAGGGGACACGGGUCCAGAGCGCUCCCGGAGCGACUGCCGCCGCCGAGUGACACCGGGCCCGGUCCGCAGGGCGCGCCGCGCACCCUCGCCGUGCACGCUCCGCCGGGCCCGCGGAUUAUCGCCUCGCGGUGGAUUUCCAGACCGCGGCUUUCUAAUCGGACUCGUAGGAAGCCUCUGCAGCUCUGUGGGAAUUAAGCUGAAUAUCUGGACGCUUUCUCUCUCCCUCUUUUUUUUUUUCUUUCUGCGAAGAAGCUUAAGACAAAACCAGGAAGCAGACGACCCUUACCUACUCGUGGAUUGGAAGAAAGACGAGGAAAACCGAAAGUUGCCGCUCCGGUAGCGGCGUCUCCGCGCGAGCCUUUCUCCGUGCGUUCAGCCAGAGCGGCCGUCAGCCCCGCGAGGGUGGGUCCACAGAACCGCAGCCUCGGAAGGACCAGGGACGGACUCCGGGCGGGCGUGGAUCAGCCGGCCUGGGGCAGAGCGGCGGCCGGUCAGCGCCCGCUCCUGGGGCACGUUCGCCGCCCCGACCCCGGCCUCCCCGGCGGUUUUGAGGAGAGAACCAGGCGAAGGAGCAGGAGGGGAGUGCGUCAGGCGGGGCGCCAUGGGCCGGCGGUGCGCCCUGGCCCUCGCCGUGGUCUCGGCCCUGUUGUGUCAGGUCUGGAGCUCCGGCGUCUUCGAGCUGAAGCUGCAGGAGUUCGUCAACAGGAAGGGGCUGCUGGGGAACCGCAGCUGCUGCCGCGGGGGCGCGGGGCCGCCGUGCGCCUGCAGGACCUUCUUCCGCGUGUGUCUCAAGCACUACCAGGCCAGCGUGUCCCCCGAGCCGCCCUGCACCUACGGCAGCGCCGUCACGCCCGUGUUGGGCGUCGACUCCUUCAGCCUGCCCGAGGGCGCGGGCGCCGACCCCGCCUUCAGCAACCCAAUCCGCUUCCCUUUCGGCUUCACCUGGCCGGGCACCUUCUCUCUGAUCAUCGAAGCUCUGCACACAGAUUCUCCUGACGACCUCGCCACAGCUCCUGGGUCUGUUUGGAACCCACGGGAGCAUCCUCUUCCCACAGAGAACCCAGAAAGACUCAUCAGUCGCCUGGCCACACAGAGGCACCUGACAGUGGGCGAGGAGUGGUCCCAGGACCUGCACAGCAGUGGGCGUACAGACCUCAAGUACUCCUACCGCUUCGUGUGUGACGAGCACUACUACGGGGAGGGCUGCUCUGUGUUCUGCAGGCCACGAGAUGACGCCUUUGGACACUUCACUUGCGGGGACACUGGGGGGAAAGUCUGCAACCCUGGCUGGGAAGGCCAGUACUGCGCCCAACCAAUCUGCUUGCCAGGAUGUGAUGAGCAGCAUGGGUUUUGUGACAAGCCAGGGGAAUGCAAGUGCAGAGUAGGCUGGCAGGGCCGGUACUGUGACCAGUGCAUUCGGUACCCAGGCUGUCUGCAUGGCACCUGCCAGCAACCCUGGCAGUGCAACUGCCAGGAAGGCUGGGGGGGCCUUUUCUGCAACCAGGACCUGAACUACUGCACACACCAUAAGCCUUGCAAGAAUGGGGCCACCUGCACCAACACGGGCCAGGGAAGCUACACCUGCUCAUGUCGGCCUGGGUACACAGGGGCCAACUGCGAGACAGAGGUUGAUGAGUGUAGCACAAGCCCCUGCAGGAACGGGGGGAGCUGUACGGACCUCGAGAACAGCUACUCGUGCACCUGCCCCCCUGGCUUCUACGGCAGAAUCUGUGAGCUGAGCGCCAUGGCAUGUGCGGACGGCCCGUGCUUCAACGGAGGACGGUGCUCAGACAACCCUGAGGGGGGGUACACCUGCCGCUGCCCUGUGGGCUUCUCCGGCUUUAACUGUGAGAAGAGGUUGGACUCCUGCAGCUCUUCACCCUGUUCUAAUGGUGCGCAGUGCGUGGACCUCGGUGACAUUUACCUGUGCCGCUGUCAGGCUGGCUUCUCCGGGCGGCACUGCGACGACAACGUGGAUGACUGUGCCCACUCCCCCUGCGCCAACGGGGGCACCUGCCGGGAUGGUGUGAACGAGCACUUCUGCACCUGCCCGCCUGGGUACACAGGCCGGAACUGCAGCGCGCCUGUCAGCAGGUGUGAGCACGCUCCCUGCCACAACGGGGCCACCUGCCACGAGAGGGACCGCCGUUACCUGUGUGAGUGUGCCCGUGGCUAUGGGGGCCCCAACUGCCAGUUCCUGCUGCCCGAGCCGGGCCCGGGCCCUGCGCUGGUGGACCUCACGGAGCAGUACGUGGAGCGCCCGGCCGGGGCCUUCCCCUGGGUGGCCGUGGCCGCGGGGGCCGUGCUGGUCCUCACGCUGCUGCUGGGCUGCGCCGCCGUGGUGGUCUGUGUGCGGCUGAGGCUGCGGAAGGGCCGGCCGGCCGCCGAUGCGGGCCGCGGGGAGACGGAGACCAUGAACAACCUGGCCAACCGCCAGCGCGAGAAGGGCGUCUCCGUGAGCGUUGUCGGGGCCGCGCAGAUCAAGAACACCAACCAGAAGGCCGACCUCCACGGGGACCCCGGCGUGGACAGGCACGGCCUCAAGGCCCACUACCCAUCGGUGGACUACAACCUGGUGCAGGGCCUCAAGGGCGAGGCCGCCCCCGCCGGGGACCCGCUCGGCAAGCGGGAGGAGAAGGGCGCACCGGCCCUGCGGGGCGGAGACGCGUCCGACGGGAAAAGGCCGGACCCUGUGUAUUCCCCUUCGAAGGACACGAAGUACCAGUCGGUGUACGUCAUAUCGGAGGGGAAGGACGAGUGCGUCAUAGCGACCGAGGUGUGACAUGGAGGUGACCUGGCAAAAUCCCCGUCUCUUCAAACAAACAGAAUUCCAAGGAUAAAUGCCCCAACGUAUGCUGCUGAGAGGACAGGGAGGCCCCCUCCGCCUGCCGCCGAGGAGCCCGCCCGGACGGCGCCGGCCUCUUCCCGACGCCCGAGGCCCGAGGCGCUGCCUCUGACCGUGUUUCCGUUGCACUAUGGACAGUUGCUUUUUAGAAAAUAUAUAUUUAAAUGAAUGGACUUAAUUCCUACAUAAGAAGCAUGCACUGCCUGAAGUGUAUAUUUUGGAUUCUUAUGAGCCAGUCUUUUCUUGAAUUAGAAUCACAAACACUGCCUUUAUUGUCCUUUUUGAUACUAAAAUGUGUUUUUUUUCUAGAUGGAAAAAAAAAAUGUGUGUUAUUUUUUGGACUUGUAAAAAUAUUUUUCAUGAUAUCUGUAAAGCUUGAGUAUUUUGUGAUGUUCAUUUUUUUAUAAUUUAAAUUUUUGGUAAAUAUGUACAAAGGCACUUCGGGUCUAUGUGACUAUAUUUUUGUGUAUAUAAAUGUAUUUAUGGAAUAUUGUGCAAAUGUUAUUUGAGUUUUUUACUGUUUUGUUAAUGAAGAAAGUCCUUUUUAAAAUAUUUUUCCAAAAUAAAUAUUAUGAAUGAUGA
Molecule: messenger RNA, 3706 nt
Organism: Manis pentadactyla (Chinese pangolin)
Lineage: Eukaryota; Metazoa; Chordata; Mammalia; Pholidota; Manidae
Gene: DLL1
Product: delta like canonical Notch ligand 1
Exons: 11
Coding region: 881-3061 (726 amino acids)
Biological process (GO): cell communication; multicellular organism development; Notch signaling pathway
Cellular component (GO): plasma membrane; cell surface; signaling receptor complex
Molecular function (GO): calcium ion binding
Source: RefSeq, a predicted model, not a curated record